Messenger RNA from Pistacia vera, 1026 nucleotides. Its product is annotated as probable LRR receptor-like serine/threonine-protein kinase At1g51880. The record is from RefSeq and is a predicted model, not a curated record. Gene Ontology annotation, molecular function: protein kinase activity; ATP binding. Gene Ontology annotation, biological process: protein phosphorylation. Lineage: Eukaryota; Viridiplantae; Streptophyta; Magnoliopsida; Sapindales; Anacardiaceae.
AUGAAUAUCAUAUCAGCUUCUGAAGACAAUGCAAAAGUUUCACUUGAGCUUGAAGGUCGACAAUUCACAUAUUCGGAGGUCUUGAAGAUUACUGAUAACUUCAAGAGGGUUCUUGGCAGAGGAGGAUUUGGAACAGUUUACCAUGGCAACUUGGAUGACAAUACUCAACUAGUUGUGAAAAUGCUUUCUUCCUCUUCAAGGAAACGACAUAAAGAGUUUUAGGCAGAGCUUAAACUUCUGAUGAGAGUACAUCAUAGAAACCUAACAAAUCUUGUUGGGUGCUGCAAUGAGGGCGCCCAUUUGGCACUUAUAUAUGAAUACAUGGCUAAUGGAAACCUACAGCAGCAUCUUUUUGAUAGUAGAAGAAACGUCUUGAGUUGGGAAGGAAGACUUCGGAUGGCAGUGGAAUCAGCACAAGGACUUGAAUAUUUGCAUAAUGGCUGCAAGCCAGCAAUAGUUCACAGAGAUGUGAAGUCCACAAAGAUCUUAUUAAAUGAAAAAUUCCAGGCCAAACUUGCUGAUUUUGGGCUGUCUAAGUCUUUUCCCACUGAAAAUAACACUCAUGUGUCCACGAUUGUGGCUGGCACUCCAGGAUACCUUGACCCUGAGUAUUAUGCGACAAACAAGUUAACAGAAAAGAGCGACGUGUACAGCUUCGGUGUCGUUCUCUUGGAGAUAAUAACUUGCAAGCCAGUUAUUGCGAGAAUCGACGAGCAUGAGAAGAUUCCCAUGAGAGAUUGGGUGAGUUCUUUGGUUGCCAAAGGUGACAUAAAGAGCAUUAUUGAUUCAAGAUUACAAGGAGACUUCAGCCUUAAUUCUGUGUGGAAAGCUGUUGAAGUAGCAAUGGCUUGUUUAGCUCUUACUGGUCAUAGAAGGCCAACCAUGAGUCGUUUGACGGAGUUGAGUGAGUGUUUGGCUUCUGAGAUGGCUAGGACACAGUCGGGCCAUGGUUUGGAUUCAAAUGACUCGGUUGAUCGGAUGAUUAGUAUGAAUCUUGGUAGUGUAUCAUGUCCCGGAGCAAGGUAA